GGUUUCCAAGGAGCAGCUGGUGGAUUUGAACUGCCGACCUUUUGGUUAGCAGCCGAACGCUUAACCACUGCACCACCAGGGCUCUGUAGGAGAGUGAUAGAUAUUUAAAAACCAUAAAACUAAACUGUGAUGACUGAAGUGAUGUAAAGUAGCUAGGCACAUGCUCAGUGUAUGACAAGCUGGGCUUCUGGCGCAGGGAAGUGGCUGGUGGCUUUGACCACCAUUGUAAAAGAUGGGGGAUUUCCUGUUCUGUCCUCCACCCACCUGAGGCUGCAGUGUCAGUUAACAGCUCGUGACAGGAGUGCAGAGUGUCAUCAGGGAACAUCUAGACAGUGGUGCGGUUUGUGCUGUUGUGGCUGGAGAGUGCCUCCAGUUACAGACCUCAACUAUGAAGAAACCUAAGCUAAUUAAAGCUAGUGUCUCUGAGGACAGCCUUCACCAGUCAGUCAGUGUGGCAGGGGACAUUGUUUACCAGAUGAAGGGAUGCUGUUUUGGAGAAGGACUCAUUCCACUAGCCCUCUGCAGAGCCCUUCCUGUGUAUUUCUAAUUCUUGGUUUGCCAGAAUUUCUCUUACACAUAUCUGUAAAACAAAACCAGAUUUCACCACUUACUACUGCAAGGAUGAUAACAGGUUGUCUGCAUGUCGCCCUCCUGUGAUCCGGAGCUGUCACUGCAGCAGCUCGUUUUAGCUGCGAAGAAAAUCAUUUCACUACCGGGAGCGCCCAGGAGGGAUUGGACAUGAAGUGAAAAGCUAGAUGGUAAUCCCAGGUGACACUUUUGCUUAGUUCUGUUUUUAGAAAGCAUGUAUAUGGGUAGUUUGACAUUAAGCAAACACGUAACUUAUCUUCUCUAUGUUUCUUUGGCAGCUGAAGGCUAUGCCGCGUUUCAGGAAGAUAGCUCCGGAGAUGAAGCUGAAAGUCCUUCCAAAAUGAAGAGGUCCAAGGGAAUCCAUGUUUUCAAGAAGCCCAGCUUUUCUAAAAAGAAGGAGAAGGAUUUUAAAAUAAAAGAGAAACCCAAAGAAGAAAAACAUAAAGAAGAAAAGCACAAAGAAGAAAAACAUAAAGAGAAGAAGUCGAAAGACUUGACUGCAGCCGAUGUUGUUAAACAGUGGAAGGAAAAGAAGAAAAAGAAAAAGCCAAUUCCAGAGCCAGAGGUGCUUCAAGUUGAUGUUCCGAGUCUCAGACCCAUUUUUGGGAUUCCUCUGGCUGACGCCACAGAGAGGACCAUGAUGUACGAUGGCAUUCGCCUGCCUGCAGUGUUCCGGGAGUGUUUAGAUUACGUGGAGAAGUACGGCAUGAAGUGUGAAGGCAUCUACAGAGUUUCAGGAAUUAAAUCAAAGGUGGAUGAGCUAAAAGCAGCCUAUGACCGAGAAGAGUCUCCAAACUUGGACGAAUACGAGCCUAACACUGUAGCCAGUUUGCUGAAGCAGUAUUUGCGAGACCUUCCAGAGAAUUUACUUACCAAAGAGCUGAUGCCCCGGUUUGAAGAGGCCUGUGGGCGGGGCACCGAGAAUGAGAAAGUGCAGGAAUUCCAGCGUUUACUGAAGGAACUGCCGGAAUGUAACUAUCUUCUCAUUUCCUGGCUGAUUGUACACAUGGACCAUGUUAUCUCCAAGGAACUGGAAACAAAGAUGAACAUACAGAACAUUUCUAUAGUGCUCAGCCCAACGGUUCAGAUUAGCAAUCGUGUCCUGUAUGUGUUUUUCACACAUGUGCAAGAGCUCUUUGGAAAUGUGGUACUGAAGCAAGUGACAAAACCUCUUCGGUGGUCUAACAUGGCCACUAUGCCCACACUGCCGGACACCCAGGAGAGCAUCAAGGAGGAGAUCAGAAGACAGGAGUUUCUUUUGAAUUGUUUACAUCGAGAUUUGCAGGGUGGGAUAAAGGAUUUGUCCAAAGAAGAAAGAUUAUGGGAAGUACAGAGAAUUUUGACAGCCCUCAAAAGAAAACUGAGAGAAGCUAAAAGACAGGAGUGUGAAACCAAGAUCGCCCAGGAGAUAGCCAGUCUUUCAAAAGAGGAUGUUUCCAAAGAGGAGAUGAAUGAAAAUGAAGAAGUUAUAAAUAUUCUCCUUGCCCAGGAGAAUGAGCUCUUGACUGAACAGGAGGAGCUUCUAGCCAUGGAGCAGUUCCUGCGCCGGCAGAUCGCCUCAGAGAAGGAAGAGAUAGAGCGCCUCGGAGCUGAGAUUGCUGAAAUCCAGAGCCGUCAGCAGCACGGCCGCAGCGAGACCGAGGAGUGUUCCUCCGACAGCGAGAGUGAGAGCGAGGAUGAGGAGGAGCUGCAGCUGAGCCUACAUUCCCAAGGAAGAGGGCGAGAGGAUGUUGAUAUAAAGAACAAUCACUUGAAUCAAGCAAUCCACGAAGAGCGAGAGGCCAUCAUCGAGCUGCGGGUGCAGCUCCGGCUGCUGCAGCUCCAGCGGGCUCAGUCAGAGCAGCAGGUGCAGGAUGAGGAGGAGCCCGAGAGGCGCGGGGGUGCAGCUCAGCCGCCCCGAGACGGCGUUCUUGAGACAAAAGCAGCUAGAGAGCAGCCAAAGGCGGCCAAGGAGCAAGCAAAGCCAUCGCCGAGCAAAGACAGGAAGGAAACACCCAUCUGAGCAGCCGGUGGGUCAGUCACGGCAUCCUCGAGACUGUAAAGACCUGUGCAUCUUACUGUAACACUGAGACCCAGUGCACACCUCUCCUGUGGUGAACAUUCUGUAACCAUGUCUUUUCUCCUCAGAGAUGCUUCUCUCUCACCUGUUUGACUUCUACCCUGCCAGGCUCAGGUUACGGGACAAAGCAACGGAGGCAUUUUUGGACUUGUAGGGGACAGAUAAGUUUUCCAGAUAGUAUCAGCUUAUUUGAAGAUUAAUUUUCUUUGUUUAACUUAAAAUAACUAUUUUAAUCCUUGAGUGGCUUCUUUUUAAACCAAAAAUCGUCUUUCUUUGCUUUUUUUUA
Molecule: messenger RNA, 2933 nt
Organism: Trichechus manatus latirostris (Florida manatee)
Lineage: Eukaryota; Metazoa; Chordata; Mammalia; Sirenia; Trichechidae
Gene: RALBP1
Product: ralA binding protein 1
Exons: 9
Coding region: 803-2590 (595 amino acids)
Biological process (GO): positive regulation of GTPase activity; endocytosis; small GTPase-mediated signal transduction
Cellular component (GO): membrane
Molecular function (GO): GTPase activator activity; small GTPase binding
Source: RefSeq, a predicted model, not a curated record